This is a messenger RNA of Dovyalis caffra, 1575 nucleotides long. The record is from the annotation of a GenBank genome assembly. Lineage: Eukaryota; Viridiplantae; Streptophyta; Magnoliopsida; Malpighiales; Salicaceae.
AUGACAAGUUUACGUCUCCGUCGAUUUUCAACUUUGCCUGGGAAUUUCGUGAAGGAGAGGAAUCGGAAUGAUCCAAUCCCAAUCCCCCACAGAACAAUCCCUGAACCCAAAGGCCAAGACCUUGAUUUUGUUAACGUUGCACACAGUCACCUUAUUCACUCUGAUUGGGACAAGCUUAACAAACUAUCCACCCAUUUCACUCCCUUUAGAGUUAACCAUAUUCUGCUGAAGAUCCGAAACGAUCAUGUUCUUUCCCUUGAAUUCUUCAAUUCUCUCAAAACCCUAAACUCCAUUUCCCUGACUCUCGAAAACCAUUCCAUUAUUCUCCACAUUCUUACCAAAAACCGCAAGUUCAAAUCUGCCCAAUCCAUUCUCAAAACCCUUCUUGCUUCGCCUUCCAUUGAUUUCCCUGGUAAGUUGUUUGAUACCCUUCUUUUUUCAUAUCGAAUGUGCGAUUCUUCGCCGAGGGUUUUUGAUUCAUUGUUUAAGACUUAUGCGCAUAUGUGCAAGUUUAGGAAUGCUACUGAUGUUUUUUCUCGAAUGAAGGUUUACGGAUUUUUGCCCACUGUUGAGUCUUGCAAUGCCUAUUUGAGCUCCUUGCUUGAUUUUCGUAGGGUGGAUAUAGCUUUGAUUUUUUAUAGAGAAAUGCGGCGGUGUAGGAUAUCGCCGAAUUCCUAUACUUUUAACCUGGUUUUGUCUGCCUUUUGCAAGUCAGGAAAACUUGAAAAGGCUGUUGAGGUGCUUAGGGAGAUGAAGAGUGUGGGAAUUACUCCUAAUGUUGUAUCUUACAAUACUCUGAUUGCAGGGCAUUGUAGUAAGGGUCUUUUGAGCAUAGCUACAAAGCUUAAGAACUUGAUGAGGAAGAAUGGUUUGGAGCCCAAUGUGGUUACUUUUAACUCUUUGAUUCAUGGGUUUUGCAAGGAAGGGAAACUGCAUGAAGCAAAUAGUUUUUUUAGUGAGAUGAAAGUUAUGAAUGUGACUCCUAAUAUAGUAACUUACAAUACUAUGAUAAAUGGAUAUGGUCAAGUGGGUAACGGUGACAUGGCUGGUAAGUUUUACGAUGAAAUGUUGAGAAAUGGAGUCAAGGCUGAUAUAUUGACUUAUAAUGCUUUGAUUCUGGGGCUAUGCAAAGAGGGUAAGACUAAGAAAGCUGCGGCUUUUGUUAAAGAACUUGAUAAAGAGAAUUUAGUUCCCAAUGCUUCGACCUUUUCUGCUCUCAUUAGUGGACAGUGUGCAAGGAAGAACUCUGACCGUGCUUUUCAGCUGUACAAAAGCAUGGUAAGGAGUGGUUGUCAUCCAAAUGAGCAAACUUUCAAGAUGUUGAUAUCUGCCUUCUUGAAGAAUGAGGAUUUUGAAGGAGCACUUCAAGUCUUGAUGGAUAUGUUUGCGAGGUCUAUGGUUCCUGAUUCAAAUACCUUAGUGGAAAUUUACAAUGGACUUUGCCAGUGUCGAAAAGAACAUUUGGCAACAAAGUUAUGCCAUGAGAUGGAAGCUAGACAUCUAAUUCCAGAAGUUUUUGACAGAGCUGAACCUUACAACUCCACGAAAGAGAGAGAGAACAGAACAUUUGGAUAA